Messenger RNA from Rhagoletis zephyria (snowberry fruit fly), 1319 nucleotides. RefSeq lists its product as uncharacterized. Lineage: Eukaryota; Metazoa; Arthropoda; Insecta; Diptera; Tephritidae. The record is from RefSeq and is a predicted model, not a curated record.
UCACUGCAGAUGCUUCCGCAAAAGCUCUUUGGGGAGUUUUUAUGCAGGUACAACUCAGAAGGGUGCAAACCUACGGCAGGGUCUACCCCCAGAUUGGAAGGGAAAAGCCGGCUGUCGGGGAAUGUCCAACUUUUAAAGCGAAAGGCUGCAUUCAAAGCGUUUAACGCCUUUUCAGCCACGUUUCUUCACUAGGCCAUCAAAAAAUCAAAUUGCAGUAGUCCAUCAUUUGAUCCAGAACAAUAUGGGCAAGUUUUUCGGUGUGCGGCUGUGUUUUAACUUUGUUUAAAAGAUCGAGCUGGCUGUUUUAAACUAAGAUUAGCCAAUCAAAUGUCAGCCAGCUGUUCAAAACAAACGCAGUAAUAUAAGUUAAAGUGGCCUCAGGUGAUUUAAAAAGACAGUGGUCCACUUUCGAACUUAUUAAGCCGACCGUAACUUCAAAAAUAUUACCUACUGUAAUUUGGAUGUCAACGUGUAAUUUUCUUACUAGGAAGCCCCCAAGAAUCUGCUACAACAAAUUUUUAGUACAUUAUCGAUCAAAACGUACAUACAAUAAAAAACGUUAAUGAAAAAAAUUUGUAAAAAAUUAUUUUCUAUCGCUAAAAAAAUUGUAAAACAAAUUUAAAAAAAACAAAGAUGUCAAAAUUCUGCGGUGUAAUUUCUAAGCGUCUAAAUUCCGAAGCGUUGGAGCCCAUGCGUUUCAGUCAUCUAGAAAUGCUCAUUCACUGGCUCGCCAGUGAGACUGAAUCGCUGGAAUCAGAUUUUCUAACAAAAAGUGAAGCGGUGCAAGAACAACAGCUGCAAGUGAUACAGAAUGAAAAUAAACUCAAUGGCAUUCAUGAAAUAAUGCAGACGCUUAAACAAAAAGUAGCCGCCACGGAGCAGGAGCUGCAAGUGAACGGCGCGAGUAUAAAAAUGCUUGAGAGCAAUAUCAAAGCCCUGGAGGAUUAUGCAAAGCGACCAUUGACACCAGCUGGCAUCACCUGCGGUUGUCCACUCGUUUGUCAGCAGCAUCAACAACACAAUAUGUUGAAUCUGUUGCAGGACACCGAUCACACCAUCAACCAAAUGAAUACGCUAAUGAACGAGAUGCAUGAACUGGAGCCAAAUAUGGAGCAAAUGAGUAAUCCGUAUCAUACAAUAAGCAGCAUUCUGGACUGUCAUGUGUCGACUUUGAAACAGACUGAAAAGAAUCUGGAUCGUUUAGUGGAUAAGUUGAAUGCGGUCGAUGGGAUGUUUCAGUUGGCGAUGCGACAUCUUGCCGCUUCACGACAGAACCGAUAACAAUCUGCGCCGCCGAACUUUAGCAAAGCAAUUGGUGG